Messenger RNA from Ornithorhynchus anatinus (platypus), 1492 nucleotides. It is a transcript of the gene ACP4, whose product is annotated as acid phosphatase 4. Gene Ontology annotation, cellular component: postsynaptic membrane; lysosome. NCBI's taxonomy places the organism in Eukaryota, Metazoa, Chordata, Mammalia, Monotremata, Ornithorhynchidae. Gene Ontology annotation, biological process: regulation of neuronal synaptic plasticity; peptidyl-tyrosine dephosphorylation involved in inactivation of protein kinase activity; lysosome organization. The record is from RefSeq and is a predicted model, not a curated record. Gene Ontology annotation, molecular function: receptor tyrosine kinase binding; protein tyrosine phosphatase activity; acid phosphatase activity.
GGCUCCAUCAGGUAAAGGCAGACACAGAGUCGCUGAGCUCGGCAAAGAGGAUGAGGCCGAGGCUGAGGUCGGGGCAGCGGCCGAGGCAUCCCCCGAACCCGGGCCCCCCCAUGUUUCUGCCGCCACUGCUGCUGCUGCUCCCGAGGGUCUCGGUCCAGACCCCCACGGCGGACCCGGGGACGCUCGCGUUUGUGACGUCGGUCUACCGGCACGGCGACCGGGCCCCCCCGGGCUCACACCCCAGAGACCACCACGCCGAUGCCGUCUGGCCCCGGGGCCUCCAGCAACUCACACGGCAUGGUCUCCGGCAGCAGUACGAGCUCGGUCGCUUCCUCCGGGCCCGAUACAGGUUCCUGAGCGAGGAGUAUCGGCGGGAAGAGCUCUACGUCCGCGGCACGGACUACGACCGGACGCUGCUGAGCGCCCAGGCCAACCUGGCCGGCCUCUACCCGCCCCGGCCAGCUAAGCGUUGGAGCCCGGACGGCGACUGGCAGCCAGUCCCCAUCCACACCGUGCCUCCCUCUCAAGACAAGCUACUGAAGUUUCCACUGCGGGACUGUCCUCGGUACCAGGAGUUGCUGGAUCAGUCGACAGUAGGAGAGGAUUAUCAAGCUGCCCUGGAGGGCCAGAGGGUGAGGAGGGCCCGAGGAUUGGGGGGCUGGGAUCUGGGGAAAGUGACAGGCCUAGAGCUGGUGGGGGCUUCGCUGCACCGCGUCUGGAGGCUCCUGAACACCCUGCUCUGCCAGGUUGGAACCCCCAAGGCUCUGAGUAUCCCAUCUCCCAGGACUCUCCCCACCCAAUCUGUGUCUUCCCCAUCCCUGGGACUGCCCCCGGGCACGCGCUCUCUCUCUCUCCCCGCAUCUCUCCCUCUGUCUCUACGUGUGGUUCAGUACCUCUCCCGUAGCGAGGGGAUCCUGCUGGACGCCAUCCUGGCCAACUUUUCCCGAGUCCAGCGGCAGGGGCUGCCCCUGAGGAUGGUGAUGUACUCAGCCCACGACAGCACCCUGCUAGCUCUGCGGGGGGCCCUGGGGCUGUACGACGGGCACCAUCCGCCCUACGCCGCCUGCCUCGGCUUCGAGUUCAGACGACAUGGGGAGGAAGAUCAGGGGAACGUGACCGUCUCCCUCUUUUAGCGGAACGACACCGCCGGGCCGCCGCUCACCCUCGCCUUGCCCGACUGCCCCGGCCCCUGCCCCCUGAGCCGCUUCCUUGAGCUGACGGCCCCCGCUCGGCCUCCCCGAGACGGCUCCCCUUGCCGGCGCCCAGGCCGCGCAGACGCCGUGGUGUCCGGGCUGGCCGUGGCUGUCGGGGUCCUGACCGCGCUGAGCCUGGGGCCGACGGGGGUCCUGCUGUGGGGAUGGGGCUGCCGCCGGACGGGCGGUGGACCCGUCUGAGCCCCAGGGUACCGCCCUCCCCGCCCCCCCGGCGCCCGUCGGACAGAGUCGAUCCCCGACGCGCCGCGGGGCACCAAUAAACGAGGGACGAGAAGGUG